Drosophila grimshawi is the source of this 1533-nucleotide messenger RNA. RefSeq names its product elongin-B (gene EloB). Gene Ontology annotation, cellular component: VCB complex; elongin complex. The record is from RefSeq and is a predicted model, not a curated record. The transcript is spliced from 4 exons. Gene Ontology annotation, biological process: transcription elongation by RNA polymerase II. NCBI's taxonomy places the organism in Eukaryota, Metazoa, Arthropoda, Insecta, Diptera, Drosophilidae. Gene Ontology annotation, molecular function: protein binding. The coding region runs from base 479 to 835 and encodes 118 amino acids.
UACAGACGAAACAAAAAUUGGACCAAUCGGCUGCUCACUACUCGUAUUUGCUGUUAAGUUGGCAGGGCUGGCAUUCGGUCUUGCUUCGCCAAAAAAAAAAAGUUUUACAUUAAUAUCCGUAAAAAUCGACGAAAACUUACAAGUGCCAGGCAAAAAGCGCGACUGUUGCACGCCCAGAAAAACGCACGCAAAACAUAGCCAAGCAGCACAGUCCGCCAAAGCAGAACAGAGCACUAAUCGCUACAUAUAUAUAUAUUUUUUUUGGCUGGUGCUGUAAGCAGAAACGAUCGAACGACGACCGUCGAGACUGCCGCCAAAGGAAGCGACCGCUUGCCCGCCCCGCGUACUACGCUCCACCCCCCCUCAGCCCAGCAGCCGCAGCAGCAGGCGAAACGACAAUAACAAGAGAUUGGCCCGGCCCUUUGGCAGCUAGUAAACAACUUACAGCCAACUUACAACAAAUAACAAAGUAGCUAAAAUGGACGUGUUCCUCAUGAUCAGAAGGCAAAAGACAACCAUCUUCACAGAUGCUAAGGAAAACACAUCAGUUGUCGAACUGAAACGCAUGAUCGAAGGCAUUUUAAAAGUGCCACCGAACGAUCAGCGAUUAUACAAUCAGGACAACGAUGUCAUGGAGGACGAGCAGACGUUGCAGGACUACGGUGUCACGGUGUCAACGGCGAAGGCGCAAGCACCAGCGCAACUGGGCCUAACAUGCAGGAACGAAUUAGGUGAUUUUGAUACGCUUGAUAUUACACCGUAUUCAGCACCGCCCGACUUACCGGAAGUGAUGAAGAAUCAAGAGGCCUCCAACGGACAGGAGCAGGUCGCAUAAGAACACAAAGCACAAUGAGAAACAUUGCACACAACAACAUCAAGAAGAACAAGAACAACAAUAACAACAAAAACAACAAAAGUAGCUGGAAACAGACUACCAUUUAAGCAUGCGAGAUAUAAAACUAAAUGUUGAGAGUCAGUCAGUCAAAUUUAACCACAAUCGCUCGCUUGCUGCCCAAAAACAAAAAUUGAAAGUCAAAAACUCUCUCGAUGCAAAAUGUUUCAAAUUGUAACCAUUUCAACUCUGCCUGGUCAAGCAACACUAACAAAAACAACAAGAGCAAAACAAACAACAGCAACAAUAGCUAAAUAUGUAUGCAUUUUUUCGUUGAUUAUAGCAUGAAACAAUUUAAUUAAUGAUUAUUUGAAAUGGGAUUCAAUCGACCGUUUUUAUAUUUCACAAUACCCAUUUAAUUCUUGUUUUUUUUUUAUUGAAUUUGUACGAAUUUGUUUAAGUGAAAAGUUACUUUACAACAAUUUAAAGAAAAUUAAUUAUGAAAAAUGAAAAGUCACACAAUUGAAAUAGCUUAAAAAAGGAAAACAAAAAUGGCAAUUGAGGAUAAUUGAGCAUAACGGUGAAUAUUUAAAAUAUUGGGAUUUAAAUUUAUUAUAAUUUAUAAUCAAAUUAUGAUUAUUAUUAUUAUUGUAAUAAUAAGAUUUAAUUAUUAUUAAAAAGGAAAACGAAAAAAAUCCAAU